This is a messenger RNA of Arabidopsis arenosa, 725 nucleotides long. Lineage: Eukaryota; Viridiplantae; Streptophyta; Magnoliopsida; Brassicales; Brassicaceae. The record is from the annotation of a GenBank genome assembly.
AUCGUCUCUAGAUUGUUCUUCCACACGCAAUUCUCAUUUCUCUCUAACCGUAAACGAAUCUUUCUUCUCUGCUUUUUCUCUCUGCGAUGGCUCAAGAAGAUGUUACUCCUGCUGCUACUAACGGCGCUGCUCCGGUGGAGACGCCUCUUGUCUUCACUGAGAUCAAGCAGAUGUUGAUCGUUGAAGCUCAAAAAGUCGGUGACGCUGUGACUUUCUACAAAUCUGCUUUUGGUGCGAUUGAGUCUGGUCAUUCUCUUUACCCUAAGCGUAAGCUUGACCAAGAGCUUCCUCAUGUUCUCUCUUCUGAGCUUAACCUCGCUGGCUCUUCCUUCGUUGUUUGCGACGUUUCCUCUCUCCCUGGUUUUUCUACUGCCAAAUCGGAAGGUUCGAGAGUGAAUCAUCUCCUCGGAACUAAUAACGUUGAAGCCGCCGUUGCGAAAGCUGUUGACGCCGGAGCUGUGAAAGUGGAGGUUACGGAGGCUGAAGUUGAACUGGGAUUCAAAGGAAAAGUUACGGAUCCUUUUGGUGUCACUUGGAUCUUUGAGGAGAAGAAGACAGAGAACGUCGUUGAGAACGACGAGAACAAAGAGGUUUAAGAACUGUCGUCGGAUCUGAUUCUUCGUCGGUUUCUGAACAGAAAAACUCUAGUAUUAUCUUAUUUUCUGGUUUAUGCUUUUAUUUUGUCUUUUGUGGAAUCCGGUAUUCAGUAAACCGGAUCGACUAGG